Molecule: messenger RNA, 1714 nt
Organism: Aspergillus saccharolyticus JOP 1030-1
Lineage: Eukaryota; Fungi; Ascomycota; Eurotiomycetes; Eurotiales; Aspergillaceae
Product: tannase and feruloyl esterase
Exons: 1
Coding region: 1-1614 (537 amino acids)
Source: RefSeq, a predicted model, not a curated record
AUGAAAUCUGCUGCUCCCCUCCUUACCGUGGCCACGCUGGCAGCGGCCAAGAAGAACUGCAGUGUUGACAGCAUCGCGCCCUUUCUUCCCAAGAACUCUACUGUCUUUUAUGCCGAUCAUUAUGCCAAGGGAGCCAACUUCACUCCUCCCAUUGAGUACAACUAUGGGUUGACUUCCAUUCCCACGGGCAACAACCCCUAUGAGGUGUCCGUCGACAGCUGUGUUGCCCAGGCCAACAUCACCCUGCCCAACAACACCCAGCACAGCGUGGGUAUCGUCCUCCCGGAUGACUGGAACGGACGGUUCAUGACUGUUGGCAACGGAGAAUUCUCCGGGUCAGUUGGCUGGUCUGCCAUCAUGAACACUGCCUGGUAUGGCUUCGCCAGUAUCUCCACCGAUACCGGCCACGAGGGCAACAACGGCAGUUUCGGAUACCACAACGAAGCGGCCCUUGCCAAUUGGGGCUACCGUGCCCUUCACAACGCCGUUGUCAACGGAAAGAAAGUGACCGAGGGAUACUACGGUCAGAACAUCUCCUACAGCUACUACCGUGGAUGCUCUGCCGGUGGUAAGCAGGGCCUGAAGGAAGUUGAGAUGUUCCCCGAGGACUUCGAUGGAGUGAUCGCUGGUGCACCAGCCUGGUGGACCACUCACCAGCAGCUGUGGAACGUGCUAACUGCCGUCUGGAAUCUUCCCGAGACGGCCGACUACCAUGUCACCGAUGCGCAGAUGACCGCGGUGCAGGAUGAAAUCCUGAAGCAGUGCGACCCCCAGGAUGGAGUGAAGGACGGCAUCCUUCAGAACCCCAUGGGCUGCGUCUUCGAUCCUGUCCCCGUGAUGUGCAAUGCCACCUCCUCCAACGACACCUGCGUGACCCCCGCCCAGCUGACCACCGUCAACAAGCUGUUCAACCCCUGGGUCGAAGCUAACGACACCUUCGUCUUCCCUGGCUACACGCUGGGAACGGAGGUUGGUGCCCCGACUCUGGACAGCGACUUCGUGACAUACAUCCAGUACAUGCUCCAGAUCGGUGGGGACUGGACCUGGGAGGACUGGAACCCGGAUCUCGUUGCCUUGUCCGACAAGCUGAACCCGGGUAAUGCCACUGCCGACAACUUCGACAUCUCUCCCUUCUACCACAAGGGUGGCAAGCUCCUGCACUACCACGGCUACUCCGACCCGUCGAUCGCUUCCAAGUCCUCGCUGUACUUCUACAACCAUGUGCAGGAAGCGCUCCGGCCCCAGGGAAUUCCCAUCGACGACUUCUACCGCUUCUUCUUCGUGCCUGGUAUGGAACACUGCACCAACACUCCCACCGACCAGGACGCUCCUUUCUACAUGAACGGUGACAGCCAAGCUGGCUCGCUUUCCGGAACCGUCUUUGGCGUACCCGGCUUCAACGACAGCAAGCAUGACUUGAUCCUCGCCAUGGUCGACUGGGUGGAGAACGACAAGGCUCCGGAGUACUUGAUCCCCACCAAGUACAAGAACGAUGUUGUGGCCGAUGGUGUGGACAAGCAGCGCCCGAUCUGCCCGUGGCCCAGCCUGGCCAAGUACAAGGGCAAGGGCGAUGUGAACAAGGCGGAGAACUGGGAGUGUGGUACUCUGUACUAAGCUUCUCUGUACUAAGCUUUGUGGGCCUGUACAUUACGCUUCACUGUGUAUACUAGUAGUACUGAACUUCGAGUUUGAAACUCAAAACUCAUAUGUCGAG